Messenger RNA from Trichomonas vaginalis G3, 393 nucleotides. RefSeq names its product RNA polymerase II transcription regulator recruiting protein. The transcript has a single exon. The record is from RefSeq and is a predicted model, not a curated record. Gene Ontology annotation, biological process: regulation of DNA-templated transcription. Gene Ontology annotation, molecular function: RNA polymerase II cis-regulatory region sequence-specific DNA binding; DNA-binding transcription factor activity, RNA polymerase II-specific. Lineage: Eukaryota; Parabasalia; Trichomonadida; Trichomonadidae. Bases 1 to 393 code for a protein of 130 amino acids. Gene Ontology annotation, cellular component: nucleus.
AUGAAAACUAGAUCUCCAAGACAGUGCAGAGAGCGAUAUAGGAACUAUCUGAACCCAAAUAUUGAGCAUUCUGAGUGGACAAAAGAAGAAGAUCAAAAAAUUCUUUAUCAUUACUCUCAAUUUGGUAAUCAAUGGAAGAAGAUUUCUGAAUUUCUACCAGGAAGAACUGGGAAUUCAAUCAGGAAUAGGUACCAUUCUCUUGUUAGACAACAUCAAAGAAUUGAGCAGUACAAGAUGAAGUCAAUCCCUCAACCACAGCCUCAAACACAAUCAUACCAAUCUAAUGAAUUACCCCCAGAACAAAAUAUUCAACUACCUCAAUUUAUGCAACAACUUUUUAUUCCUAUGGAUAAUAUUUUCUUUGAUCAGUCAUCAAAUACAAUUGUUGAGUGA